UGGCGCUAGCCCCGUCGUACUAUGCUGCCUACCUGACAUGACGUUUUACGUAUCCGUGUGUGGGCUUGUUAGUGCAGUUCACGACCUGAAAUGGCUGGUUCCAGGGUUCCGGAAGGGUGAUAACGAGCUUGUGAUUCGUGACAAACCCACGUGCUUCAGAGCUGCCGGACACUGCGACCGUAUGAACCAACUCGCGGCUCCGGCAGCGAUGCGGUAUCGUUGCUAAAAUGUCAGCGAAGGAAGCCCUUGAAGCCCUAUGGAGUGCCUACCAAAUCAAGCGGAAUUCCACCACACUGUCGGAUUACAUGGUGGAGUUUCGCCGUCAGUACGGCGACUGCUUGAAGACGGAUUUCCCAGCUAACCCAAGCAGGUCUGUUGGGAGCCCUCAUCUGAUAGACCUUCCUGAAGGAUUCCUUCAGGUUGUGGAGUUGUACCUGAGGGAGUGUAGCGAUGAAUGCAACACAGGUGUUACUGUUGAAACGGUGCAAAAGGCCAGUGUGGCUGUUCAAGUGCUCAGCAUACUGUCACGCAACUUCAACAACAUUCCAUUUGUUUCAACUAGCGAUGCAGUGCCUCUUGUCAUAGUGAUUUCAUCAGCUGUUGCCAACCAGUACACUCAGCACUCUAAAGAUGCAAACGACCAGAACACAGCAAGUUUCCUCCUCUCCGUGCUGGUCUUCCUCGAAGUCCUGUACGACCCGCAUCUCACCUGGCAGAAGAUGUGCGCCAAGGUCCCCUUGGAUUCAACGAAGUGUAAAGUUAGCCCAUCACAUCUUCACCUUGAAGUUAUUCCAUUUUUCUAUGAUUGCCUCAGUUCAAAGCCUUGCUUUUUACCUGCCUCAAUACAGAUGAAGCUCAUUCACGUUUUUGGUGCAAUCAUUUGUGGAGCCCAGCACAAUGCUCAAGUGGCAAUAAACCAGAACACAGUAGAAAUCCUGUUCCACCGACUGCGGGAACAGGAAUGCCCUCUUGAGGUGAAGAUGACAGCGGUUCGAUGCAUCCUGCAAGGUAUUGUCACCCUGUGUGCCUCACCACCGGAAGCAAGAAAGGUGGACCUGAAUGCAUUCGUGCGCGAGUACUUGGGGACUCUGUCCAAGCUGAUGACUGAAGAAGAGAAGCCCACACAAGUGGAUACAGCUCAGUGGAUGAUGAGUGGUCUGCAAGAACUCUUUUCAUCGAACAGCAAUUUGGCCUUAAAGAAGGUGUUUCAUGACAACGAAAUGGUUGAACGCCUUAUUCGCUCUCUUCAUGGAACCAAGUUAAAGAGUGGCAGUGCCCAGAAAAUGGCCACCUCCUCCGUGCGGCUGAUUCACGUCUUCCUUUCCAGUUUUCCUUUCGCAAAGAAACAUUUCUCAAGCAUGCAAGGUUACCGUACUCUGAUAAGCACGCUCAAGACGAUGGGAGAGCCUCAGCAGUGUACACUGGAAACACUUCUUGAAUGGCUGGUUGAAGAGACGCCGCGCCUGACGGGGACGUCAUCGACGCUUCGCAACUUGGAGCUGAUGAUACACCUGCUGCACUGGCUCCCUCAGCUCGAGUCGCACUCCCUUCAGCUCUGGCUGGCUGAGCAGCUCGACUCCAUGGUGAAAGGGUCGCUCAGGUCGCGCAUGGCCUGCGCACAGGGCGGUGUUAUCCCUGCCAUCAUUCACGUCCUGAGCAGGAGCAGCACUAUUGGUGGCAAGGCUGUAGGCCAGCUCCUGAAGUUUCUGGUCACGCUGGCUUCCUGUUCCAUUAGCACGUCCGAACUGAAGGCACUUUUCCACUUGCUGCGGCCAAGUACUUCAGGAGAACAACACCAAUACACACUGCCACUGAUGUAUGCCCUGUCCAGCAUGGUGAGAAGUGACGGCUGGCUUGGGGCAUCUCACUUCUUUGACUUCAGUGAUCCAGACGAGGGAAUCCUCAUUCCGAACAUUAAAAGGUGGCCCGGAUCUGGGUUUGCGUUCCAUGCAUGGGUGCGUCUCGAGAAACUGAAUGCUCGCAAAGAAGCUGCAUUCCGAAGACAGUUCUACAGCUUCACAACCCCAAAUGGAACCUUGGAGUCAUUCUUCACUGCUCAGGGAAAACUAGUGGUUGCUGUUGCAACAAAGAAAGACUACUAUGCUGUUCCUGUGGAAGGUGUUACCCUGGACGACGAGACAUGGCACAGUGUGGAUGUCUGUCACACAGCAGCCCGUCGCCCGUUUACAAACAGUACCACGGUGGUUUUCAUCGAUGGACGGCAGCGUGUCAGCGUACAAGUGAAGCUGCCUUCACUUAGUGAGUUCUCGCAGUGUCAUGUUGCGUGUGGGAACCAAGCAUCUGCUUCAACUGGCGAGAGGCGUUCGGCCAAUGCAAGGGGCUCUGGCGACAGCUCUGGGUCCGCUUCAUCUGCUGAGCACAGUUCUGGUGCUGGUGAAGAGCAACUGAGCCAGAACACUGCAACCGGCGGCUUCCUCAAGAACAGUACCCUUGGGUCGUUCCUCAGUGGCUGGGACACCGAAAAGAUAUUCUCCAUGGCCCCGAGUGUCCCCGCCAACCUCAGAAGUGCCUUCAAUGCUGACCCUGACCCAUCUAUCAGUGUGUCGUCACUAGAGUCCCACGAGCAGGUUUGGGGUUUGUCCAGAGGUCUCAAGGGACAGAUUGGAUCACUGUGCCUCUUCAGCGAGCCUCUACAGGCAUCUCAAGUAAAAAUGAUGUACACUGGAGGCCCCAGGAACUAUACAUUAUUCAAGAAUGAAGACUCUGUAGAAGUUGCGGAGCUACUAGGAAAGCUGGUUCUUUACUACGACGCAAAGGCAUCUGUUGAUGGAACAUGUACAAACCUCGCCCCCUCUUCAUCCAUUUACGACGGCACGUUCAGUGGUCGCUACUGUCACACACAGAACGUCAAGGAUACAGUCAACUUGAUUGGUGGAUUCCCAACACUGUACGUUCUUCUGGAGAACUCUGGGAAGCCCAUUCCCAAGUGCUCUCCGAGCUUUGAGGCUGCUUCCACACCGUCCAGCAACAGAGCCUCGGAGGAAAUUGCAGAUGACUGGAUUGUAGUGCCAUCGUCCUCAUCUUCUUUCUCUGAUUUGAGGUUAGCUCAGAAUCAAGUCUCUAGCUUUCUAGUUAUUGUACAGCAUCUGAUGCAAGGAAGUCCGGAGAACCAAAUGCAACUCUUGGCUCGCACUGGAAUACCUACCAUAGGAGCCCUCAUGCAAAGGGUUCCAGGACACUGCAUUGAUGUGAACGUCCUAAUGGCAGUGCAGCUGCUGGUUGAAAAUGCGAGCAGUGUUGAGAAUGCUCAAGAAAUGCUGCAGCUUGUGUAUCAGCACAUACUGUUCGACUUUAGAAUUUGGAGCAAAGGAAGUUUUGCUGUGAGGCUAGGGCACAUUCAAUAUCUAACCACUAUAAUCAAGGAGGAUCGAAAAUACUUCAGGAAAAAGUAUGGACCCAGGUUUAUGCUAGACAUGGUGCAAAUGUUUUACAGUGAUUGCAGCCUGCUCACAUCUGACGAUGUCAAGACAAUCCGAAUGGCCGUCCUCUCUCUGGUCAAAUUCUACAUGAUGCGUGAUGUCAGCAUUCAAGAUGUCAGUGCAGUUGUGUCUUAUGUGCUGUCACAGAGAAAAGAAGAACUAGCAAAGGAGAUGAUUGAGAUACUGUUGCAUCUACUUGAGAGCACAUCUACGAAAGAUCAGCUUGUGCUUUUGCUCUACGAACCCAACUGCGCCGAGCUGUUUUACUGCAUUUUACUCAACAGAGAGUUCUCCAGUUGCACCAAGGUUAAAGUUCUAAAGGUGAUUCAAGCACUACUCAGGUCCGACAAAGUUUAUGAGAAGUCUAAGUCACGGCUACGACUGGCUGAAGUAGGAUUUUCGUCUUUAACUGGCUUGCUAUCACCAAAUGAAGUCACUAGUGAAGUAGCCAGGGAGCUUGUCAACUUGAUACUCAUGUCAGAUAUUUCCCAAGCAUUUCCAGGCCUUCUUGCUGUGCUGAAUCUUAUCAAGAACAUGGAUAUUGAACUCAAGUUUUAUGCUGCAAAGAAGCUUCUUGCAGUGCUGACUGACAGUGCUGCGCUGCUACCACAGCUUGCUGCGCAGACAGGGUGGCAAGAGUGUGUCCUCAGCCUUCUCAUCAAGGAGCCCAUUUCCGAGUCUAAUUGCGCAAAUCGUGCUACCGUGCCCACACUUGACCUGAUUGACCUGAACUCCCUCGAAGCUGAUGCCAGUGCCGACUCUGAAAAACCAGGGUCACCCGUGUUGAAGCGUGGCACACUUCACCGCCUCUCCCAGAAGGCCCUGGUUGCUCAGCAGUCACUGGAGGAAAUCCUUCCUGGAUCGCCCAAAGCAUCCCAAAUCUUCACCCACCUCAAGGAGCACAUCUUUGAUUUUGAGAUCACUCAGUUGCUUGGAAGUGCUCGGUCCCGUACCAACAGCCAGUGCUCAAGCCAGGAGGACCUGGCGUCCGACGCGGCCCAACGGAGCAGCCCCGUUUCCGUCACUCCUUCCUCCUUGCGUAAGGCUCCUGAUCAAAGCCCACGCAUCUCGCCAGCGCAUAAGAUGUUGGGAACAUCACCAGUGCGAAGCCCAGUGGAGAACGGCCUGAGUGGCGGCACUGAGGAACAACUGAUUGACUGCGUCGUGGAGGCAGCGUUUCUCCUUGCUUGGCGUGGCAUCGAGGGUUCUUCUAAACAGUGUUGGAUGGAACGAGGACAAGUGUUAGUAUGCGUCAACAAACUAGCCCUGACCAAUGAGCUUGUUGCCUCACACCUGGAGAUCAAGCGGAAGCUUUUCGAAAGGCUGCUUCAGGCCUGUUGCACAAGCCUACAGGAAUCAGGUAGCUAUGGACAGGCCAAUGCCACCCACGCUGAGAAUGCAUCCGAGCUUAUGAAGCUGGUUUUCGACUUUGUCUGCCAUGAAAAUGUCGAGGAUGAGAGCCGAUUGAGUGAGAAGCUCCUGGAGCAUGUCCUGAUGGUGAUGGACCUACUGAUGGUAUUUGGUGAGUCACCAGGAGAUGAGGGUUGGGAGGACAUGUCCAAGCUGGCCUUGGGCAUCCUGCUCGUGUGUGCUGCGAGCCACAAGCUGGAGCUCUGUGCAAUGGCCACGGCUCGGCUGCACACACUCGUGCAAACCCGCCCAUUCGCAUCGCUUGAGGAGUCCUGCUACCUGCUCACUGGAGUGAACACUGUCCUCGCCAGAGCAGUCAAAGAUGGAGAUCAGGAACAGUACUCGUUUGUGAUUCCUGUCGUGCGUGCUCUGCUGGAGAGAGUUGGCCUGAGGUUACGGACCUGGCAGCACCUGCCAUCUCAGCCUAACAUGGACGCUGGCCCGGCCUUUUUUGACCAGUUCCAGAAAUAUGCCCUCACACCAGAAUGGACUUCGUUUGUUUCUAAUGUGGUAAAACCAGUACAAGAGCAGUACAGCUCUAUGCUUAUUAGGGAGCAGCAUGAGGCCAUGAAUGGCUUCUGGAAUCAGUGCUACGAAGGCAUCAUGGUUGCCAUGCAUCGGCGGAGCAGAGGGGUCGGUGAGAGCAAGCUUCGAUUUCAAUCUCAGGUCCUGAGUGCAUUUCAAACCCGGCUGGUGGAGGAGCAGCAGCGGAUACUUGCAGUGCAAACAAACCUCAGAAACCAGCACUUGUUCAUCUGCCGACGGUGGAAAGCCACCAAGCUUUUUCUUACUGGUCCCUGUGGUCCCUGGGCAUCAAGUGUCAUCAAGCCACUUUACUGGAAGCUGUCCCAGCAGGAGAACUUUGCCAGGAUGCGGCUGAAACUGACCCUGAACCACAAUUUUGACAGCCACUACCAGGCUAGCUGUCUACGAGACAACCAAGGUAUCCUGACAAACCAAAACACAAGUUGGCUUCCACCAAUCACGGCCGAGGCCAAAGCCAUGCAAGAAAAGGAAGACGUUGUUGCCGAGGAAGACAUCCAAGCUCUGCAAGGACAAGUGCAGGACUUGGAAAACCCCGAUGGCAUAAUCGAUAAAAAGAAGCCCGUGAUAGAGGAAGACUGUGAGCUUGUGACACUUAUGAAGGUUGUCAAAGGCCGAUUUGAGGUCACUGCAACUCAGAUCUACUUUAUUGACCUCUCACCAGUGAGGGAAGAAGGUGAAAGGCACGACUUCACAUAUCCCUUGCACAUGCUGCGAGAGGUGCACCUGCGACGCUACAAUCUGCGUCGCUCUGCCCUGGAGUUCUUUCUUGUUGACCAGACCAACUUCUUCCUGAACUUCACUACUAAGAUACGAAACAAGAUAUUUGGCCGUGUGGUGGCCCUGCAUCCUCCCAACCUGCUGUACUCAUCUGGGACGCGCUCUCCAGCUGAGUUGCUCCGUGCAUCUGGGCUCACCCAGCGCUGGGUGAACCGGGAAAUCUCCAACUUUGAGUACCUCAUGCAUCUCAACACCAUUGCAGGACGAACCUACAAUGACCUCAGCCAGUACCCUGUUUUUCCCUGGGUCCUGGCAGACUACACUUCUCCCAAGCUUGACUUUGACAGCCCUUCUAUUUACCGAGACCUGUCACGUCCAAUCGGCAUCGUCAACCCGAAGAACAUUGAGGAGGUUAAGGCCAAGUACGACAGCUUUGUGGACAUCACUGGCACAGUGGAGAAGUUUCACUACGGUACCCACUACUCCAACUCAGCAGGCGUCCUUCAUUAUCUAGUGCGCCUGGAGCCAUUCACUUCCCUCCACAUUGAGUUGCAGAGUGGCAGGUUCGACGUGGCAGACCGUCAAUUCCACUCUGUGGAAGGCACAUGGAAAAUGCUCAUGGAAAGUCCGAAUGACGUCAAGGAACUCAUUCCCGAGUUCUUCUACCUACCAGAAUUCUUGACCAACAUGAAUGCAUUUGAUUUAGGGCGACUCCAAGGAACAAAAGAACAGGUUGAUGAUGUCAGGCUUCCUGCUUGGGCAACAUCUCCCGAGGACUUCAUUUACAAGCACAGGAAAGCAUUGGAAUCGGAGUAUGUGUCCCUACACUUGCAUGACUGGAUUGACCUCAUCUUUGGCUACAAGCAGAAAGGCCCGGCAGCUGUUGAAGCUCUGAAUGUCUUUUACUAUGUCUCCUACGAAGGGGCUGUGGACCUUGAUGCAAUCAAAGACCCUGUCCAGCGUGAGGCUACUGAAGGAAUCAUCAACAACUUUGGCCAGACACCUUGUCAGCUCCUAAAGGAACCUCACCCAAGAAGGCUCUCUUAUGAGGGAGCCAUGCUACGAAUGACCAAGUCUGACACAAAGCCCCCAAACCUCUUCCUCUUCCUGCAAAACCUCAAGGCCUAUGUAGUGGAUGCUCCGCUGAGCUGUCCAGUCGUGCACGUGAAUAUCCCUCGGUCACCAGCACGUUCCUUUAUGCAACAUGGCCUCAUGGAUACCUUGGUCACCGUAGGUUAUGAUGGCUCACUUGGGGUGCAUGGCUGGCUGCCCUACGACAGAACCCGGUCUUAUCCCAACUAUUUCACCUUUGAACGGGAUCCGAACAUACAAAACCCCAAAAGUGCCAAGAAGUUGGCCGGAGUGUUCCAGCCAGGGGCCAAGGUGCACAGCCGCCUGUUUGUGCUAAGCUCGGAUGGCAAGUUCCUUGUUUCUGGAGGCCAUUGGGACAACAGUGUACGGGCCUACAGCCUGUUGCGUUCGAAGCAGGUGGCACACGUGAUUCUGCACAAAGAUGUGGUCACAAGCCUCGCUACAGACACCUGUGGAAUGUACCUCAUGACUGGUUCUCGUGAUACAACAUGCAUCAUCUGGGAGCUAAACCAAUUGGGAUCUGGGAGUUUCCUUCCCAACAAGCCAUUUCAGAUUCUGUGUGGACAUGACAGCGAGGUGACUUGCGUUGCAGUAAUCACAGAACUCGACAUGGCUCUCUCUGGAUCAAAAGAUGGAACCGUGAAUGUCCACAGCGUGCGUGAAGGCCACUUCUUGCACACCCUACGGCUUCCUGGUGACAUGCCCGAACAGGUGGCGCUGCUGUCUGUUUCACACCUGGGAUUCAUCUGCGUUCACAGCUGCCCGGAUCCUCAGGCACUCCUGAAAUCUGGUUAUGUGCUCCAUCUAUACACGAUCAACGGGAAGUAUCUGCUGAGGAAGGAAGUGGCAAGGGCCAUUUCGGAUAUGAUCAUCUGUGAUGAUUAUCUUAUCACCGGUGAUGAAGAAGGACUGCUUGUCAUCUACGAAUUGUUCGGCUUGGCCGAAAAGGUUUCGCUACCGCUGUGCUCCCCCAUUUUGACGGUGGCUCGCACACCCACCAACUCGCACCUCAUCUGCAGCCUCAGCGAUGGAAAGCUCGUCGUCAUCGGAAUCUCGACGUCGUCGCUCCGUUCUUCCUCCUGAACAUCCUCAACGGUCGACUCAAAAGCGCCCUCUGCAUUCACGACCCAGGUGCCUGGAAGGGAACUGUCAGCAUUCCCUGACACUCCGACUCACCAAGUACACUUUUUGCAGUCUCCAAAUUAAGCACGAACAGAGAGAAGUAACCACUAACUACUAUAUUGCGAGGAACGCCACUGUAGCACAGAGAGCAUUGCAAGGGCUCGUGCAACAUUUUAAUUAAUUAUCGCACUUUAAGUUUUGUUAACAAUGUUGUUUUUAUCUUGUUGGCACCACUGGUUGUGACAGUGAAACUGUGUGAUUACUUGUUCUAGCACGCUUAUUUACUAGAUUGUAAAAGUCAUAUAUACUAUAUAUGUAUACACUCUGUUUUGGGGAAGAUGAUCAAUGCUUAAUGGCCAGAAGGUUUGCUGCAUUGCAUUGCAUAUUAUGUCGCAUUGAAUGUGCUAUACAGUAGUGGCCUUUGCAGGCAGUUUAUAUAGCUUGUUUUGCUGUUCCUGUGAUGCACUGCACCAUGUUGCAAUUCUUAGAUGCAAGUUUUUGCUUGAAGCUUAUAUAUACUGAUGUUCAAUGUGCCACGCUGGUGCAAACUGGAGUGACGAAACAUUGUACCAGAUUUCGGCACGUGAACCUUGCACACGUUUGACAUUAUCCGUGUUGGGUACAGUGAAUGCAUACGGCAUGUACCAUGAAAGUAUGCACUUACAGUGAAACUCUGCAAAGUUAGUCGCGUUGAAUUGCAUGUGGGGUGCGUGCAGUUCUUCAAAGCAGGCCCUUUGAAGACAGUGCAGUAAGAAUGAACUCUCUCGUGUCACUUUCGAUGUGCUCGUUUAUUAGUUUGACUCAGUGAGUGCAGCGUUAAUGGUUUGCAGUUUCAAUUUGAUAGAUUGCACGUAGUAAGUUGGUUUUUGUGGUUGUGGCUGCUAGUGCACGACAUAGGGGGGUAAAAAAAAUGUAAGCAGUUCGUUUGAGCACUUCCACUGAUUGCCAUACGUAUUUCAGGCUUGAUCUAACUAGCUUAUUUUUUAGGCUUUUCGGUGUUUUGUGAUGUUGAGUGUCUCUUAGAGUUGGUCUCUUUAGAGUUGUCUUGCAUAGUUUUACUGCCUCAAUCACGAGAGCAAGGAGCAAGUUUAGAACGUUGUUUGCAAGGAAGUAUUAUAGAAAUGAAAGUGCACAAUGACCUUGUAUCAUAGGAAUAGGGAUGUUCCAUGCGUGCCCUAGUGUCGGACAGUGGCUGCAAAACGAUCCGUGAAGCUGUAGCUGCUUAGAGUUCUAUUGUACAGAUUGCAGUGCCCAGACCACAAGUACACAUAGACUAGAUUGCUACACAAGUCAGUUGUACAUACAUAAAUCGUAAGCAUAUAUCUUUAGCGUAGUGACAUACUUUAGUACCGCACCCUGUUGGGGAAAUUUUCACAGUUCUACUAACCGUUGACGAAAGUGGGCUGAGUGAGUCGCCUCGCCUGCACAUACCAGAUUGCAGAGAUAUCUAUUACUGUGGACGCGAUAGCACAGAAUUCUCAGCUUGCUAUCUAUUUCACGCAUACUAAAUAGUAAGGAAAGGUAAAAUAGCCUAGAAACAUGGUCAGAACGCUGCGGGCUCUGUACGGCUGUGAAGGAGAUUUUGAUUGUGGCAGUCUUAACAAUGGUACGGUAGGUUACUUCCAAGGGGCCGAUGAAAUGUCAUAUACGCUAUGGUGCUAAGUAUUUAGUGUUGAAAAUGGUAGGACGGUCAACAGCGCCCCCCGUUGAAGGACGAAAUUUACAAGAAGGCUGGAAAACAGAAGUGCGUUAGUGUUUAGCAUUUGCAAGAUCUGGGCUGCUCGCUACAGACUUUCGUUCUUGCAUCAUUCCAAACUAAUCGACAGGGUGUUGGCUAGUGCAGCAGUGAUGAUCAUUUAGCUUUUGAGUGUUAGACAUUUAGAGACAGCUUCGCUACUCUUAGAAGCUGAAAUGUUGUGUCAGCAAAGCUGAGAUGAACUUAAUGCGGGGCAGUGUACUUACACAAAGCAAGAGUGCUUAAAGUCACAUCCUGGCUGCUUUCUUUUUUUUUUGUUUUUGUUGGGCAGUACAUUGUUGUAGUCACUUUAUGCAAUGUUAUAUGCACACGCAGAAUGUCUGAUGUGGGAGUCAGUCAGAAACAGGCUCAUGGGAAGCGAACCCUUCAAAAAGAGGGUUUGCAGCUAACGUUCACUUGUUGCGUUUUUUUAUACUAAUGGUUGUUGAUAUAUAUCUACAUAUAUAUGUAUACAUAUACCAGUUGGCGUUCAUUGUUUUCCUAAGACGAGAAGAAGCCUUGUUUACAGUUUACUCUGUACAUUUGUGUAAAUACGUCAUGGAGAAUGCCGGACACUGCAAUUUAUUUAAUAGACACAUAUCUAAAUAAAACUAUUGCAACUACAAA
Molecule: messenger RNA, 10689 nt
Organism: Rhipicephalus sanguineus (brown dog tick)
Lineage: Eukaryota; Metazoa; Arthropoda; Arachnida; Ixodida; Ixodidae
Product: neurobeachin-like protein 1
Exons: 59
Coding region: 228-8288 (2686 amino acids)
Biological process (GO): intracellular protein localization
Cellular component (GO): membrane; cytosol
Molecular function (GO): protein kinase binding
Source: RefSeq, a predicted model, not a curated record